This is a messenger RNA of Aphanomyces invadans, 1706 nucleotides long. RefSeq lists its product as hypothetical. The transcript is spliced from 2 exons. NCBI's taxonomy places the organism in Eukaryota, Oomycota, Saprolegniomycetes, Saprolegniales, Verrucalvaceae. The coding region runs from base 107 to 1480 and encodes 457 amino acids. The record is from RefSeq and is a predicted model, not a curated record.
CGCAACGUCUCCCGCACAAUUUUCCGCGCAAAUCUUGUUCACAACUGUGUACAGCCGCCACCCGCGACCGCUUGUGACCGCUUCCCACGACAACAGUUCUCUCGUCAUGGACUCUGCCUUUAUGCACGACGAGAAGACCGUCUUCGACUUCAACGAUCUCGUGCUUGGAUCUAUGGGGGACGCGGCGGGCCUUGAAAACGUAUUGAGUGAAGAGAGCUUGGACGAUGGGUCGUCGUCGUCGACGACUUCAGGAGGUCUUGGCAAAAAGCGGAAGUACGUCAACCGCCAAAAGCUCGAGCUCGAGUACCUCCGAGACACAGUAGACGCGCUACAAAAGCAAAUGGACUUUCUUGGGAACAUGCAGGCAAACCAACUGCAAUCGGGAUCCGAGUGGAAGGACCUUGCCGCCGAGCAGCAGAUGCAAACCCAACUUGCGUUCAUGGAGAACGCGCGGCUCCGCGCAGCUUUGCAAGAAGAACUCGCGUUUGCCGAAACGCUGGCGGGCAUCGUGCGCAAGAAACCCCGAGUGCUCGACCUCCCGUCUACGGCCAGCAACGCGUUGCGCGAUUUUAAACUCGUGGCAGACGUUGAGGCCCGGCACACUGCAAUUCACGCAAUUGCUGAUCGUGAGUACAACAAAGUUCUGCACAGUAUCCUGCAAAGCGAGUCUGCGGACAGAUCGUCUCCAGCAGCUCAGACAGUCAAGUCCACGACUGUAAAGUACCUCGACGAUGGGGUCGUGCCUGGCAUCGUCAUCGAGAGUUUCAACCGUCUCAUGUUUCCGCACGUUCCUCACCACAUCUUGGGCUAUGCCCUGUGGAGUUUUCUCAAUGGAGAUAUUGGCGACGUCACCCAUGCUGCAUCCGGUUCUUCUUUCGAGCGUCUCGCCUCUGUCGGCGACGACGUCGUGUACAUGAAGAGCCGAUGGCGAAUUGGCAACCACCACAGCGACAGUGCCGACAAGGACCUUUACGCGGAAUCGAGGCUUCUCAUCAAGCGAUUCAUGGAGGACACACGGCACAUUGUCGUGUGGCGGAAUAUCAUUGAAGACGCCUUGGUCCCGCUUGAUGCUACAGCCCUCACGUUUCACGGUAGCGGCUGGGCCAUGGUUGAGCAGCAUACGGAUGGCACUAUCGUCACGUUCUUCACCGAGAUCUCGACGCCGUUGACACAUGCCACUGUGUCGCCGACUCAUGUCAACGCGUCGGGUGUCCUUGGGGCCAGCACGCCGACUGACGCAUUGACGACAGCGGAGGACGCGCUCGUGGACGAAGACACGUCGUUUCAAGUGGGUCGGUUUACCGACUCGAUCUUGUCGGCGUAUCGAAACGCGUACCGCCGGUUUGAGCACGCGUCCAUGCAAGCGUGGAGACAAAUGCAAAAGGCCGAUCCGUCCGCUAGCCUCGCGUCGGCGUUCCUUGCCGGAGGGGGUCGUGGUGGCGACCUACGAGAGAAGGCUGCAGUAAAACCAGAACACUAAACCUCUAUUUAGCACACGUUCUUGCGACGUUCGGUCCCGUCACACCGCUGCCAAGUGAAUUCGAAUCGUCGGAAGUGUACGUGAGCGCUGCUCCAAGGACGCUGUCACCAAGGCGGGUGCCGUGUCCAUCCCUGCCCCACCGACCCCAUCAAGCACAUAGGCGCUCGGGGGGCUUUGCAGAUUGCCACCUUUGAUCAUGUUAACGAAUGAAUGGUCCUAAUGGCGC